This is a messenger RNA of Cinclus cinclus, 1301 nucleotides long. RefSeq names its product HemK methyltransferase family member 1 (gene HEMK1). Gene Ontology annotation, biological process: protein methylation. Gene Ontology annotation, cellular component: mitochondrion. Gene Ontology annotation, molecular function: nucleic acid binding; protein methyltransferase activity. NCBI's taxonomy places the organism in Eukaryota, Metazoa, Chordata, Aves, Passeriformes, Cinclidae. The record is from RefSeq and is a predicted model, not a curated record. The coding region runs from base 1 to 1065 and encodes 354 amino acids. The transcript has 10 exons.
AUGAGAUGCUUCACCCAUCCACUGCUCAGGAAGUUGUUGAGCCUCCCACCUCAGUGUGUGCCAGGGCGAGGGACUCUGAGUAAAGGUGCUGUCCUCUGUCCAAGUCAGUUGUUCCUGAGGCAGAGUGGCAGUGCAGGACCUGGGCUCGUGACUGCCACUGAUAUGGUCAACUAUUGGCAGAAGGUUUUCGAGACAAAUGGAAUCCCUGAAGCACGAGAGUCCAGUCAAUAUAUUGUGUCAUUUGUCCUGGGAGCAAAAACAUUUCAGAGCCUGGAUUCCAAAAACCUCCACACUCCACUUACAGCACUGCAACAGGAGCAAAUCCAACAGCUGAGCCACAAGCGGCUACAAAGGAUGCCAGUGCAGUACGUGCUUGGAGAGUGGGACUUCCAGGACCUGACCCUGAAGAUGAGACCCCCAGUAUUUAUUCCACGGCCUGAAACAGAGGAUCUUGUUUCUUUAGUUGUGGAAGAAGAAUUUCAGAAAUGUGAUAAUUCAGCCCUCUGUUUCCCAGUUCCUGCUCCUCAUCCUGUGAUCCUGGAAAUUGGCUGUGGCUCUGGAGCAAUUGCUCUGAGUCUGCUCUGUAAACUGCCACAGAGCAGAGUCAUAGCCAUGGAUAAAGAGGAGGCUGCCGUGGAUCUCACCAGGGAGAAUGCACAUAGGCUACACCUCCAAGAAAGGAUUCACAUCAUCCACCAAGAUGUUUCACACAGUUCUGCCAAACAGCUGCUGCUCUGGGGCCCCAUAGAUGUCAUAGUCAGUAACCCCCCAUAUAUUUUCCAUGAAGACAUGGCUUCCUUGGAUGCAGAAAUCCUCCGCUAUGAGGACCUUGAUGCCCUGGAUGGGGGAGAUGAUGGCAUGAGAGUCAUCAAAACAGUUCUGGCUUUGGCUACUUCUCUUCUGAAGGUUUCUGGGAGCGUGUUUCUGGAAGUGGAUCCCAGGCAUCCAGAGAUGGUGAAGCACUGGCUACAGGCACAUCCAGACUUACUGCUCACGCUCCUUGCCGUUCACAACGACUUUUGUGGCAAGCCUAGGUUUCUGCACAUCCAGAAACAAAGCAGCUGACAACUGUGUCUGACAUAACUCCUUGCAGGAUGCUUUUUGCUCUUGAGCCCAGCUGAACAGCUUGUUGAAAACUCCUCCUGCCUUGUGAAAGGAAUCUCCAUUCCCCAGAGUGUUGGACUCUCCACGCAGUGACAGACCCCUCAUUUCCUGACACAGACCUCAUCCAGAAAUGCGGAAGUUCGCCUGAGCAUGUGGAAGUGUUUCACCUUCCUCAGGGAACUGCAUGAAACAUGUUA